Molecule: messenger RNA, 363 nt
Organism: Nannizzia gypsea CBS 118893
Lineage: Eukaryota; Fungi; Ascomycota; Eurotiomycetes; Onygenales; Arthrodermataceae
Exons: 1
Coding region: 1-363 (120 amino acids)
Source: RefSeq, a predicted model, not a curated record
AUGCGCUUCUUCAACGUCAUCCUCGUCGCUCUCAUGAGCAUCUUCAUCGACUCUGUCAUCGGCGCAGGCUGCUUCUCCGACAAGGCCAGCGGAAAGUGCUUGAGCAAAGCCCGUCUCGGCACUGCUAUCACCACCUACUGCAAGAACAACUGGCGCCAGACCACCACCAACUGGCGUCCCUGGAAGGACAGCAAUGGCGGCAUGGGACAGAUCGGCCAUAUCGGCGUGUUCAAAAGCGAGGCUGCCUGCCGUCAGUUGGCCAAUUCUAUUGUUGACAAGUGCUAUACUGGUCCCAAGGGUGGUGCUGCUGAGAGAGGUGGUGCCGCCAUUAACAUCGUCUGGUGCCCUUUCAACUCUAAGUAG